Messenger RNA from Monoraphidium neglectum, 546 nucleotides. RefSeq lists its product as hypothetical. The record is from RefSeq and is a predicted model, not a curated record. The annotation marks the transcript as partial. The transcript has 5 exons. NCBI's taxonomy places the organism in Eukaryota, Viridiplantae, Chlorophyta, Chlorophyceae, Sphaeropleales, Selenastraceae.
AUGGGAGGCCAGGAGACGGACGACCUGCUAAAAGAGGCACUCAAAGGGGACGGCUCGCAACCGCCGGUGGACCUGCCCGAGCUGAGCGCUGACAUGGCAAAGUUUUUUGACCUCCUGCACAACGACUGGGAGCCGAUGAUGCGCCUGUUCCACAACAGCCGGGAGGUCUUCGACCGGCCGCUCGUCGUGAGCGUGCUGCGCGCGCUGCGGCGCGGCGCUGCAGAGGACUUGUCGCACUACGGCCACAGGGAGGCGCUCGAGCUGCGCGGCUUCGUGACAGCCCUGGCCGAGCACUCCCAGAGUUUCAUCGAAGACAUGGAGCCGUCCGAGCUGGCGCUGCUCUCCACAACUUUGGCCCGCUUCGGGGCAGAGAGCCGCCCCGCGUGCACGACGCUGCAGCGCCAUGCCGCGCGGCCGGAAGUCCUGCGGUCGCUGUCGGCGGUGGAGCUGUCAGACCUGCUGUUUGGCAUGGCUAGGACCGGCCACCGGCCGCCGACGAGCUGGCUGCUGCAGCUGACUGGGCGCGCCCUCGAAGUCUCCGAUGGG